Molecule: messenger RNA, 1872 nt
Organism: Xylona heveae TC161
Lineage: Eukaryota; Fungi; Ascomycota; Xylonomycetes; Xylonales; Xylonaceae
Exons: 6
Coding region: 1-1872 (623 amino acids)
Source: RefSeq, a predicted model, not a curated record
AUGCCGAAAAAAGAGGGCGUCAGAGACUUAUCAUUAAAAUUCCUGGCGAAAUAUGCCUCGGACAAUUUGAUCGACAGAAUGUCCGAUGACAUGUCACGGCAAUCCUCGCCUGAAAUUUGUAGAAUGGCAAAAUACUUUUUCGAUACUGACACUUUUUAUGAUGAUUCCCAGCCUAUACCCUUUCGUGAUCUGCGGAAGAAAUCAUCUGAAUUUGCAGAGCCUCAAAACUUAAGUUGGGAGAACCCACCAGAUCGACUAUUAAUCCUUGAUAUCUUGCGCAAACUUUUUGCGCAACAAGGUUUCAACCAUAUCCGAUCAUCGAGAGCAUUAGAAAGAUAUGAAAGCAAUAUCGACCCCACGAAACCGAUAUUCACGAUCAGCGGCUGCAGACGCGGACCAAGAAGCUCACUUUAUGCUAGGCACUCCAGCUCUGAUACAACGCGCCGCGAUCGGUUGAGCUCAGUCUCCGCCUCGGAAAUGAGUGAUGAAGAUUGUGCACAUAGGAACGGGGACGACGAUGAUGAAUAUAGACCUAGUUGCGAGCUGACAGAUUUCAGCAACCAGAGCAGAACGUAUUCAACCCCGCAAAAUGCACUUCACUUAAUCACAAAUAAUCUGCCAGCAAACGGAGGCAGUUUCAGGAGCCAGUCAAAUGUCAACAACGCCCAGGGGCUUGCAUCCGCCAACAAUGUCUCUGGACAUGAUCACCAAGCUCCAUUAACCCAAACUGCAUCUCAAGAGGGAGACGAAAAUAGCACAGUCACAGUUAGCCCUCACAGUUAUGCCCCAGAUCGUAUAGUCAUACUAAAAUACGGCAAGAGAGAAAAUGAACACGCAGCCAAAUCAACCGCACAAUAUUCCACAAGUCCGUCCCAGCGCAGUGCCCAAUCAAGACGAGAAACGCCGCCCAACCCACAAAAAGCAUCUCGACAAGCAAAGAGAACAGGAAGUUCAACCAUUCCCGGUCUCGAGCCGAAAAGACUCCGUCUCCCUGAGCGUGAAGUAAUUGAUGUCGACGCAAUCAGAACCGAUCGAGAGAGAGUUUCACGGAAGACCACAGAGGACAUGAAAAACGCGUCAGCCCCCUUAAAUGGCCCAAGAGAUCCUCAACCACGUUUCGCCGCAACUUAUUCAUCACAAUUCAAAGUGCCGAUUGCGCCGAUGGGAUCUGCCGCUCAGGAGGAAGACAUGUCGCAAGAAAAGGAAGAUCAAACACAAUUAGAGACAGCUACUACUCCCCCCUUGUCGUUGGAGCAUAGUACCCGAAAAGAAUCGCCUUAUCAAGGCGGCCAAUCGCCGAGUCAUAGUGCAGAACACAGGGAAAUGCACAGCAAGGCUCAAACAGAAGAGCAAGGCCCGGCUAAGCAAAUAUAUAGAGCACCGAGCCCAACUCAAAUGUCUGACACCUCUGCCGGGUUGAAAGACCGCCUCAAAUCUCCCCCUUCGACUCCUCGCAAUGCUGAGAACCGCGAGAUACUCACUGGGGUCAAAAUUAGCGAUUCGAUGAUCCAAAAAAUUGACACAGAUGUGCAAAUUAGAACUUUCACGUAUGCUUCUCACAGCCGCCUCCACUUUUACGAUCGAUGGCCAACAAAAGCCUCAGACGUGUUAUUACACAUUUCUUUCGAAUGGCUACGCGAGCACCUAACUGGAGAAAUCAGCAGGAUCAAUAUCCUUCUUCAAGUUAUCCCUAUACAACACCUUGUGGAUCAUCCAACGAAAGAGACGGAUGGAGUAUUCACAGAAACCCAUCGAUAUGCCGUAUCCAAAGACGACGAGUCUGAUUUGAAAUGGCUCAGGCUUGAAGUUGUGGGCUGCAUUAAAAUGAACACCAAUUGCACCUUUAAAUUGCUCAUAUCACCAUUUCGCUAG